AUGACAGAGAGCUUGAUGCGAGGAGGGCCAUCGAAUACUUUGUAUGAUUGUUCAGAAAGCGGUUGGAUCGUCAGCAUCUUAUUUACCAAAUGGCUUAAACAUUUUAUAAAAUGUCUAAGACUGCAAAAAUCGCAAGAAAAUCAAAUUCUUCUCAUCCUAGAUGGUCAUUCGACGCACACGAAGAACAUUGAUGCAAUUAAUCUUGCUAGGGACUAUGGAAUAAUUAUGUUAUCUCUUCCGGCCCAUACCACACACAAGUUGCAACCAUUAGAUAGAUCAUUUUUUAAAACUCUAAAACAGAAUUUUAACGCUGCCUGCGUGUCAUGGAUGCGAAAUCAUCCUGGAUCUGUCAUAAAACAAACAAAUAUUGCAGAAAUUUUGAAAGAGGCUUAUCUUCGAGCAGUUUGUAUGGAAACUGGAAUACAUGGCUUCGAAUGUUGCGGUUUAUGGCCUUGCAAUCGCUAUAAGAUCAGGGAUGAGGAAUAUGUCAUACUUGAAGAAGAUAAUCUUAGUCUUCCGGAAUCUUCCCGCUCUGAAUUGGCUGAAGUCUCCCAAAAUUUAACAACUGAAAUACAACAAGAACAAACAAGGGCUUUCACGGAUGUGCCACAAUCUAACGAGAUUUCUGUGCAAGAACAGACUGAGGAAGCUAUGCCCCCAAAUCUUCUUGAGAUAUCGAGAAUCCACCCUUUGGAACAGCAAGAUCAAUGUCUAGAAGAGAAAAAGAAAGAAUGUUCUUCAGAGACGAAAGUAGAGGAUUUUAAAGCACAGUCCGUUAGAACGACCCUCGAAACUAUAUCUCCAUUACGGGCUAUUCCUGGAAAUUCAAGGCCACUGAAAAGAAAAACUACAGGUGCUAUUAUUAUAACAGAAAGUCCUUAUAAAAAAGAGCUAGAGGGUAAAAUAGAAGAGUCGAAGAAGAAGAAUGUAUCGAAGAAUCUAAGUGCUAUGAAAACUAAAACACAAAAGGAAAAUAAGAAAAAGAAACAAGAAAAAGAUGAAAAUGGCAGUUGGUACUGCACAUUGUGUCAAGAAGAUCUUAAAGAAACCAUGAUCCAGUGCACACAAUGUGAGAUGUGGGUACAUGAACUUUGUGCAGGAACUAAUAAAAAAACCAAAGAUUAUAACUGCGAUGAUUGCCGAGAAUUGGCGAAACCCAUCCGCAGAAUUUUUUAA
This is a messenger RNA of Hyposmocoma kahamanoa, 1176 nucleotides long. RefSeq lists its product as uncharacterized. Gene Ontology annotation, molecular function: DNA binding. Gene Ontology annotation, cellular component: nucleus. The record is from RefSeq and is a predicted model, not a curated record. Lineage: Eukaryota; Metazoa; Arthropoda; Insecta; Lepidoptera; Cosmopterigidae. Bases 1 to 1176 code for a protein of 391 amino acids. The transcript has a single exon.